CGAUUUGCAAAUUUCUGUAUCAUUCUCUCCUUCCAACAACGGUCCCUAUGGGCUGUCUACCAAAUGGCUUCGUCUGAGCGGCCGAAGGACGACGAUCACCUUUACGCGUCAAUUCCAGCCUACAGAGACGCAUCAUUGAGUGACUUAGACAGUGACCUCGAUGAGGUUCAGUAUAAAAAGCCGCAACGGUCUCGCAAGUGCCGCAAUCUCGUGGCUGUCUGGCUAGCAGUCGUCUGCCUGCUUUCACUCUACACGCUGCUGGUAGCAUAUGUGACCUCUAACUGGUGGAGAAGAGAGAGGAUACAUGGAGCGGGUGUCGUUGAAACACCUCUAAGACCUUGGAUCAAAUAUAAACCAGAGAUCUUUCCUCAAAGACACUGGUCGAAUGAAUACCCGCUCGUGGGACAGCCGUCCGAUGAGCGUGAUGCGAGAUGGAGACAUAUUAUGAGCAACUUUUAUACCGAAGUACCGUACAGCUAUAUGGAGAAGAUGGGAAGAUUGGACGAAGGGAUCCAGCUUGAGAACGGGAAUUUCCUGGCGACGUAUUCUGUGAUCCAUCUUCUGCAUUGCGUGAAACGUCUCCACGAAUCCUACUUCCCCGACCGCUACUUCCCCAACAUGACCCAAUCAGAAACCGAACUCCAACUCGAACACAACCUCCACUGCCUCCAAAUGGUCGUCCAAGCAAUCAUGUGCCAAGCCGACAUCGUCCCCAUCACCACCGUCUGGCUCGACAACACGCCCCUCCCCAGCGGCAACCGGCACGUGGAACACGAAUGCGUGGAUUUCGAUCUCAUGAUUGAAGGCAUCCGGGCCAAGCGAGUCGAUCCUUUUGCCAGACCGGAGAUUUUCGUGCAUCCGAUUUUUGGACCUGUGAUUAAUGAGGAGAGGAAUGGGAUUGUGGGGGAUGAUCGUAUUGGGUAUGGGCAUAUGGGGAAGGUUUUGAAGGUUGAUGGGGAGGGGGUGUGGAGGGUUGGGGAGUGAGGGGUAGAUGGGAAGGAAGGGAUUGAGGGGAGGGUUGUGUGUGUGGGUUUUGGAUAGGGGUGGAUGGAGGGAUUGAAUUGCGAUUUUGGAAGAGAGAGACUGCGCUUAUCCCCAGCACGUCCAUUGAACGCCCUCUCCCAUGGCGAGCCGUUAUUCACAGGCUUAGCAAGAUUACUUAGGAUUACAGGUGUACGAGAAGGAAGACGUACCGGGAGAUUGUUAGCGCAACUAUACCAGUGGCCCGAAUGGGUCGCAAUUCCUCUUGAUCCGCC
Molecule: messenger RNA, 1256 nt
Organism: Pseudocercospora fijiensis CIRAD86
Lineage: Eukaryota; Fungi; Ascomycota; Dothideomycetes; Mycosphaerellales; Mycosphaerellaceae
Exons: 6
Coding region: 64-984 (306 amino acids)
Biological process (GO): mycotoxin biosynthetic process
Source: RefSeq, a predicted model, not a curated record